AAGCCCACAGAUUCGGCCGCCAGACACUCACCGAGUCACCGUCGGGUCAGAAACCGACGGCCAGGAUCGCCCCGCAAUCCGCUGCCCGUCUCCCUCCCAAAACUUUUUUCUUUUCUUUUUCUGUAAAUUCUUUUCCUAAAUUUGUUUAUUUGUUUUUUGGCUUCGCGUUGCCACCUCUCUUCUCUUCUUCCUCGCCACCACUUCUUCUGCGGUCGGUUCUUCAAUUUCAAUUCCCAUCCCAUUCCUCCUCCGGGGGAAGCCCCUCGAUUCCGGCGACGACGGCGGCGGCGAGCAGCAGGCGCGGCGCGCGCGGCGCGAUGUGCGGGAACGACAACUGGAUCAACAGCUACCUGGACGCCAUCCUCGACGCGGGGAAGGGCAGCGGCGGCGGAGGAGGCGGGGGCGGGGGAGGAGGCGGGGGCGGGGAGCUUCGGCCCUCGCUCCUCCUCCGCGAGCGCGGCCACUUCUCCCCGGCCCGGUACUUCGUCGAGGAGGUCAUCACCGGCUACGACGAGACCGACCUCUACAAGACAUGGUCCCGCGCGAACGCGAUGCGGAGCCCGCAGGAGAGGAACACGCGGCUGGAGAACAUGACAUGGAGGAUCUGGAACCUCGCCAGGAAGAAGAAGGAGUUUACCAAAUGCUGCUUCAUAAAGUGGUGCAAUUUCAAAGUUGAGGAAGCCAACCGCUUGUUAAAACGCCGCCUAGAGACAGAGAAGCCACGGAAUGAUGCUACUGCAGAAAUGUCUGAAGAUCUCUUUGAAGGAGAAAAGGGAGAGGAUGCUGGUGAUGCAUCUGUUGCCUAUGGUGACAGCUCGACUGGGAACACACCUAAGAUCAGUGCUGUUGACAAGCUAUACAUAGUGUUGAUCAGCCUUCAUGGCCUGGUCCGUGGUGAGAACAUGGAGCUUGGCCGUGAUUCAGAUACUAGUGGACAGGUCAAAUAUGUUGUGGAACUUGCUAAAGCAUUGAGUUCAUGUCCUGGAGUGUACCGGGUUGAUCUGUUGACAAGGCAAAUCUUAGCACCGAAUUAUGAUCGUGGAUAUGGUGAACCAUCAGAGACACUAGUACCAACAAGCUCCAAGAAUCUUAAACAUGAAAGAAGAGAGAACAGUGGUGCAUAUAUCAUCAGAAUACCAUUUGGGCCGAAAGACAAGUAUCUAGCUAAAGAACAUCUCUGGCCUUACAUUCAAGAAUUUGUUGAUGGCGCACUCAGUCAUAUAGUGCAUAUGUCGAAAAUCAUAGGCGAAGAAAUCGGAUGUGGGCAUCCAGUGUGGCCUGCUGUGAUUCAUGGCCAUUAUGCCAGUGCAGGAGUUGCUGCCGCUCUACUAUCUGGAGCACUUAACGUUCACAUGGUAUUUACUGGGCAUUUUCUUGGGAAAGAUAAGUUGGAAGGGCUUCUCAAGCAAGGGAGGCAGACGAGGGAAGAAAUAAAUAUGACAUACAAAAUAAUGCGCCGAAUUGAGGCAGAGGAAUUGUCUCUUGAUGCUUCUGAGAUCGUUAUUGCAAGCACUAGGCAAGAGAUAGAAGAGCAAUGGCACCUGUAUGAUGGGUUUGAGGUCAUGCUUGCAAGGAAACUUCGUGCGAGAGUCAAGCGUGGUGCUAAUUGCUACGGCCGUUACAUGCCUCGUAUGGUUGUGAGUAUACAUUGUUACUCUGAUUCUUACUUUUGUUACCAUAAACUGAUAAUCCCUCCAGGUGUUGAAUUUGGCCAUAUGAUUCAAGAUUUUGAUAUGGAUGGCGAGGAAGUUAGCCCGUCCCCAGCCUCUGAAGAUCCACCUAUUUGGUCUGAGAUAAUGAGGUUCUUUACGAAUCCUAGGAAACCGUUGAUUCUGGCUGUUGCUCGUCCUUAUCCUGAAAAGAAUAUUACAACACUUGUCAAGGCGUUUGGUGAAUGCCGACCAUUGAGGGAGCUCGCUAACCUAACACUGAUAAUGGGUAACCGUGAGGCUAUUUCCAAAAUGCAUAAUAUGAGUGCAGCUGUUUUGACAUCAGUACUUACAUUGAUUGAUGAAUAUGAUCUGUAUGGUCAAGUGGCAUACCCAAAGCAUCACAAACACUCGGAAGUUCUUGAUAUUUAUCGUUUAGCAGCAAGAACGAAGGGUGCUUUUGUAAAUGUAGCUUACUUUGAACAAUUCGGUGUCACCUUGAUAGAGGCUGCCAUGCAUGGCUUACCAGUAAUUGCAACAAAAAAUGGAGCUCCUGUUGAAAUUCACCAGGUACUGGACAACGGUCUCCUUGUUGAUCCCCAUGAUCAGCAUGCAAUUGCAGAUGCACUCUAUAAACUUCUUUCUGAAAAACAACUUUGGUCAAGAUGCCGAGAGAAUGGGCUGAAAAAUAUACAUCAGUUUUCUUGGCCUGAACAUUGCAAGAAUUACUUGUCAAGGAUAUUAACUCUUAGCCCAAGAUACCCUGCUUUUGCGAGCAGUGAAGACCAGAUUAAGGCACCUAUCAAGGGAAGGAAGUAUAUCAUUGUCAUUGCUGUAGACUCUGCCAGUAAGAACGAUCUGGUCUGUAUUAUCAGAAAUUCUAUCGAGGCUACACGUACAGAAACUUUGUCAGGUUCAACGGGUUUCGUGUUGUCGACUUCCCUGACGAUGGCAGAGAUCCAUUCUCUAUUAAUAUCAGGAGGCAUGGUUCCUACUGAUUUUGAUGCGUUCAUAUGCAAUAGUGGGAGUGAUUUAUUUUACCCUUCACAAGCUGGUGAUUCACCAAGCACUUCCCGUGUGACAUUUGCCUUAGACCGUAAUUACCAGUCCCAUAUCGAGUAUCAUUGGGGAGGAGAAGGUUUAAGAAAGUAUCUAGUGAAGUGGGCUUCUUCAGUAGUAGAAAGAAGGGGAAGAAUGGAAAAGCAAGUUAUCUUUGAAGAUGCAGAACACUCCUCGACAUGUUGCCUUGCAUUUAGAGUGGUCAAUCCAAAUUAUUUACCUCCUUUAAAGGAGCUGCAAAAGUUGAUGAGAGUCCAGUCACUACGCUGCCAUGCCCUUUAUAACCAUAGUGCUACCAGGCUAUCCGUAAUUCCAAUUCAUGCAUCACGGUCUCAGGCUCUAAGGUACUUAUCUGUUCGUUGGGGCAUAGAGUUGCCAAAUGUUGCAAUUCUUGUUGGUGAAACUGGUGAUUCAGAUUAUGAAGAACUAUUUGGAGGUCUGCACAAGACAGUCGUCCUGAAGGGCGAAUUCAAUACUCCUGCAAAUAGAAUCCAUAACGUCAGACGGUAUCCUUUGCAAGAUGUUAUUGCACUUGAUUGCUCAAACAUCAUUGGAGUUGAGGGUUGCAGCACUGAUGACAUGAUGUCUACUCUGAAAAAGAUUGGUAUACCGACAAAGUGACACCGAUAGACAUAUACUUUAUUAUUAUACGAAAAAGUGAACAAUACAAAGAUAGCAAUUGAAUACUAUCAUUUCCAUACUCGAUGGAAAUGUCGAUUUUGCCGGCAAGUCUGUAGUAUAUAUGUGUGGUCCUCACUUGAGCUGUGAAUAACAUUCCAAACCCCAUUUCAGUUGAGACCUGUUAUAUGGAAAUUUUGGUAUGAACCAUGAUUCCAGUACAGAAGAAACAGAGCGGUCAAUUUAUUGUCAAUAAACAUUUUAAUGAAACACUAGUUUAGCAUAAAAUCUUCCAAUAAAUACUACCGAAGCUGACCAAGGUUCUUGUUGUAUAUACCUAGGGAGAAUACUGUGAGUAGUUUACUGUUAUACAGAAAAGUAAAACAUAUAAAUGCCUUUGCAACCCUCCCUGCUCUUUUUUACUUUAGGAUGUCAGCCUUGUGAUUGUGUAAGAUCUCUUUCAUUCCAGUACAUACAAAAAUUCUGAUGAGGUAAAGCUGAUGAAGCUUUGUUGUUUCUUCCUUGGAUCUGUAAAGUUAUGAUUGAUCUGUAAGGACAUUCAUUAAUUACCUCUUUCCGUUUC
Molecule: messenger RNA, 3909 nt
Organism: Brachypodium distachyon (stiff brome)
Lineage: Eukaryota; Viridiplantae; Streptophyta; Magnoliopsida; Poales; Poaceae
Product: probable sucrose-phosphate synthase 3
Exons: 14
Coding region: 318-3329 (1003 amino acids)
Biological process (GO): sucrose metabolic process
Molecular function (GO): sucrose-phosphate synthase activity; sucrose synthase activity
Source: RefSeq, a predicted model, not a curated record